AUGGACGAACCACUGUACUGUGAUGUAUCAUCAGGUACAGUUCGCCCAUACGUUCCUGCUCCGCUGAGACAACAGGUCUGCAGCUCACUGCACUCAAUGGCUCAUCCUGGACCCAAAGGCACGCGAAAACUCGUGACACAACGCUACGUGUGGCCUGGCAUAAACAAAGACUGUGCACAAUGGACCAAACACUGCAUGAAGCCAGAAAAACAAGAUAACGCGACACACGGACACAGCUGGUGCUUGACCAUCGUCGANUCCACCAUAGAUUUGGUUAAAGCCUUCAACCAAAUUCCAGUGGCACGCGAAGACAUCCAGAAAACGGCAAUAAUCACGCCAUUUGGACUCUUCGAAUUCCCAUACAUGACAUUUGGCCUCAGAAACGCAGCUCAAACAUUCCAACGUCUGAUCAACGAGUUCACACGCGAUCUACCAUUUUUGUUCCCGUACAUAGACGACAUCUUGGUANGAUACCCAGAAGCAGUUCCACUGGUCGACUCGAGGAAGCCAACAGUAGUCAACGCGAUCGUUUAUCACUGGAUCGCGCGCUUCGGCAUACCCCUGAAAACUACAUCUGAUCAGAGCGGUCAAUUCUUCUCAGACACCUUCAAGGAGCUUACGCGAAUUAUGGGCACCGAGAGGUUGACGACGAUGCCAUUUCAUCCUCAAUCAAACGGCAUGGUUGAGAGAAUACAUCGCCAACUGAAAGCAGCACUGCGAUGUCAUGGCGAAGCUUGGUACGACGCACUUCCCCUGGUAGUUCUAGGGUUGAGAUCCGCAUGGAAAGAGGACCUUCAAACGACUCCCGCCGAGCUAACAUACGAGGAACCGAUCCGUCUAUCCGGAGAAUUCCUCAUCCCAUCGAACCAACAAGCAGCAGGACCGGAAUUGGUGAGAAAUCUACGCGAGCAUUUCCGCAGGAUCGCACCGANUAGAAAACGCGGAGCAACAUCGCAAGCACCUGAGGAUCCUCUUCCAAUGACUCCAGGACUACGCGCUGAUAAUCAACGUCGCCAAAUCAGUCCUCGGACAGCCAGAGGAUCGAGUCAACGCGAUCCUAGAGUUCACAAGGUCAACAACGGUCAAAUCGCUACGCAGAUACCUCGAAACUCUAAAUUUCUACCGGAAGUUCAUCAAGNGCGUUCAACCUUCAUCUUCAAGGAUCUAGCAACGUGUACACAUGUUUUUGGCCGCGAUGACCACGUGCGAAAGGCAUACCGAUCACCAUAUAUCGGCCCAUGCCGCGUAAUGAGUCGUCAUGACAAAUACUUCGUCAUUUGGUACAAGUCCGGAGGAUUGGGUAACUACAAGAAUACACCGAUCUCCAUCGACCAACUGAAACCAGCGUACGUACUGCCAGAGGACAUGGACCAGGUCCAAGGACAGCCUCCACCGCCAGACGCACCAGAAGAGCCUCAACAACAACAGAAUCCGCCGCAGCCGAGCCCGAGCACGGCGGACAACACUCAGAGGCCGGGGAGACGCGUAAACUUCGCGAACAGACCGACAAUCCACGUCUAUACUGUCUAA
This is a messenger RNA of Diachasma alloeum, 1530 nucleotides long. RefSeq lists its product as uncharacterized. Gene Ontology annotation, biological process: DNA integration. The transcript has 3 exons. Gene Ontology annotation, molecular function: nucleic acid binding. The record is from RefSeq and is a predicted model, not a curated record. Lineage: Eukaryota; Metazoa; Arthropoda; Insecta; Hymenoptera; Braconidae. Bases 1 to 1530 code for a protein of 509 amino acids.